UAUACACUCAAUAAUACAUUGUUGGGACACUCAAUAUAUUUUUAGUAAUAAUGCUUUGAAUUUUGUGUAUUCUUACACGUACUAUUACUUAAAUUAAAUAAUAUUUUUAAAUUUCAUUCCUUCUAUUUUUAGGGUUGACAUUAAUGUGACAUCAACGUUCAUCGUUAUGCUGUAACACACACCUAAGCACACACGCGAGGCGCCCAGUGUGUGCGUUUCAAUUUUUGUUGUACAUAAUCAUAAAAACUCUAUCGAUAAUCUAGUAAAAAUUCCCGCGAUUAAUCCGCAGACGUGAUUAUGUACAUUAUGUACGAUUGUAAUUUGUUUUACAUUGCAAUGAAAUGGAUGCUUGAGUGAAAAAGUAGGCUAAGAGCUUAUUCUAUAUGUUAUCCACGUGGAAAGGUUACUUAAGAAUGCUGUUAUUGCAUUUAAAACGAAAAAUUUAAUAAUUUUUCACUUCUGUUUGAAUUCUAACCCCAUUUAAUAUUUAUUUGUUUUAAUUGUUAAUAGUUCGAUAUACAUACGUAAUUAUCGCAAAAGUUUUACAAUUGCGCCGUAUUCGUCAAGAUGCUUGAAGGUCUCGUUGCCUGGGUGUUAAAUAAUUACCUGGGCAAGUAUGUCGAGAACCUUAAUACAGAUCAAUUAAGCAUUGCACUCUUGUCAGGGGCAGUUGAACUUGAAAAUCUACCUCUGAAACGCGAAGCCUUAAGGCAUAUUGGAUUACCUGUUGAAAUAAAAGCUGGUUUUAUCGGUAAAGUUCGAUUACAAAUUCCUGUUACUCAAAUAAGAACAGCAUCAUGGGUUAUAGGUAUAGAGCAAUUGUAUUUGGUUACUGGACCUAUAAAUUUAGACGAGUACGACAGCGAGGCAGAGGAGCAUGCAAUAGUUGACUAUAAAUUAAGUCGCCUUGAAGCUUUAGAAGCCAGAUGGCGAGCAGAAUCAGAACAAGGUCCUGGAUAUUAUGCUACUAGUUAUAGUACAUGGGUAAAUUAUGGUACUUCUUUAGUCACAAAUAUUAUAGAAAAUUUACAGCUCAAUAUUAAAGACGUUCAUUUACGUUAUGAAGAUACGGUAACGCUUCCCAAUGGAAAUGGGAUAGUUUUGGGAGUUACAAUCGGUGGCUUAACAGCUCAAAGCUGUGAUGCAAGUUGGAUUCCCGGAUCUACUUCAUGGAAUUUAACCGAUGCAUCUUUUAAGUUAAUGGAACUAGAUGGUCUUUCUGUAUAUUGGAACGAGAUGAAGAAAGAGAAAAUGUUUCAUAAUUUAAGUCUUGGAGAUUUGGCUAUUGCUAUGAGCGAAGUGAAAAAGCAAAACAGAUGCUACAUUCUUUUACCAGUCAGUGCCAAAGCUCAUGUAAAACGCGACAGAUCAGAAAGACCUUUGCGUUCAUCAAAUAAACCUAGAUUAGUAUUAGAUCUCUCUUUAGAUAAAGUACCAUUAUCAAUUACAGAUGUGCAAUAUGAACAAAUUGUAAAAUGUAUCAAAGGAUUAGAUGAAAUCGACAGGCAACGACGGCAAAGAAGGUGCCGACCUCAUGCACCUAUAAAUGAAGCUCCAAAAGAAUGGUGGCGGUAUGCAGCUCGAUGUUACAUUGGCAGAAAAACUUUUGCUCUGAAAAAGACUUGGGAAGAUAUUCUCAAGCUUGGGAAAAAUAAUAUUACAUACGUAGACACUUGUGCAAAAUUAUUAUCAAAUCCAACACUAAGUCUGCCGCCAGAUAUAAAAAAAUUAAAAGACCAAAUGGAGAUCGAUCUGAGUUUUGAUGAACUGAGAGUUUUACGAGAAUUAGCAAUGAUGAAAGUAAGACCGCCAAAACUUCCGCAAAACGUAUCAAAUAAUUCAACGUCGCCACAAGCUCAGGGUAUGCUCUUACAAUGGUUCCCACAGUGGUGGGGCUGGCAAUCCUCUAAAACAAGCAAUAACAGUACCUCAUCGGCAACGGGCUCCUCGACCUUUGAUGGAGAGCUAUUGGAUGUACUGGCAGACACCAUUGACGAUGAUACUCUCCUAAGGCGCGAUACUGUAUUUGGCCUCUUUAACUUUGCUCUGUCUAAGGGUGCAAUAUCGCUUUGUACUGUUUUGAAAGAUCAGUCUGGGACAAAACCUGUUGAAACUAAGACAAUAAUGGAAUUGCAGUUCGAACGCGUUCAUUUAAGUUACGAAUCACGGCCACGUUCGGGCUCUCACAAGUUCUCCAUAAGUCUUGGUGCUCUCUAUAUGCACGACCACUUUACCGAAAAUUCAACUUUCCCAAUCCUCAUUCAACCUCAAACAAUCGGCUCUAAUGGUUCGUCCUUCUCACGCUCACGCAACUCCACUGAGAGGCUGACUGUGCAAAUGACUCAAUCGCUCUUUGAGCUCGUCUACGAGAAAAGACCGUUACACAUGAAUGUUGAUCAUUUGCUACACGUCGCCUCCCGUUCCCUGGACAUCGUUUACAAUCCGCUGGCCAUGCGCUGGCUGUUGGAUUUCGUGUGCGAGCCCCAUAGAUCCGACAGCUCUAACAAUCAACGUCUCCAAGCAAUGAAGCGCAGGACGAGGCGUCAGCUCAUGAAAAAUUGGGAACAAAUACUUGAGGGCGACUCGACUUAUCGAUCCUCCUGGGAUCUAAGGUUCAAUAUCUCGGCGCCGCAAAUUCUCCUAGUCGAAAAAUUUACCGAUACGAAUGCGGCUGUGGUCGUCGUCGAUUUCGGUCGUUUGCACUUAUCGAACAACAUGAACACGAGCCUGGCAGAUCUAAGUGCCCAAAAUCCCAUGUCGUCGACGAGCGACAUUGACCAGUCGAUUGACGGCGAUGAGGAUAACGAGGAUGACGAAGACGAAAGAUUCGAAACUCCUUGUUCAACGCCACCCGGUAGCCAAGAAAAUGGCUCCGUGCACGAUCUACAACAAGGCUUGUCCGAGUCUGCACUUCACAAAAAGCUCUACGAUCAUUAUAGCGUCGACCUUGCUGAUCUUCAGAUUCUCGUCUGUAAGGUCAAAGAUAACUGGAAGCACGCAAGAACAAGAGGCAUGUCCAGUCUCCACGUAUUAGAAAGAUUUAAUAUAUCGUUACAAAUCGAAAGAAGAAUUGUCACUACUAACGAUCCGCAUUUCCCCUCGGUAACAAUUUCGGGUAAUUUACCUAGGCUCGUAGUUCAUGUUAACGAGCAGAAAGUUGAAUCUAUAAGGUCGAUGUAUCACUUACUAUGGAGUUUAUCGAGCAACUCGCCUAUUUUUACGAAAGCCAAUGGAAUAUAUCCGAACGAGGAACUCGAAAGCCCAAAGAAAGAGGAGAGCACGGAUAGAACAUUAAAUCACGCGAUGAUGAUUCAAUUUAUCAUUGAUCAGAUGACAUUCGAGCUGCAAUCAAGAGGCAGGAGUGUCGCCGAGCUUCAGGUUUCGGGAGUACGAGCAGCCUUGAGUAAGCGUCCGGCUGAUUUGAGCGCGUCGCUGUCGGUGCACGGUCUCCUGCUGGUAGAUGCACUUCAAGAAUUUGGGCCCGAUUUCGAGCUCCUAGUAGCCAGUCAUAAACAUGUUGGAAUGGAUAGUGUUUCGGGUAGUCUGCGAGACUCGGAGCCGACUUCGCCAACUUCGCCCAUUUCUCCAGAUUCCUCCGAUCCAACUCUGUCCGUACGUCAUACCUCUCCGGUUGCUAUCUCACAUGCUUUAUUCAAUCUUGCGCAUCACGAUACGAAGAAUCAAAUUGGAGCAAGAGACGCGCCGCCACCCAGUAUAGAUCAUCUCGAUUCGGAAGCUCUUAUCGUCGUCGAAGUUAUGUUCAUCGACGAGCCUCUCGAAAGUCUCCGAGUCGCUAAUAUACAAUUCAAUAAUCUUGAUAUUAUCGCGAAUCAGGAGACCAUUGUUGAACUCAUGGGAUUCGCGAGGAGACUCUUUCCAUUGAAAAAGAGUAAAUCUAGGAGAAUGGAGAGAUACGAAUCGAUGACAAGUUUAACGUCCGAGAGCAAACCCACGAGAACGGAAAUUACCUUUGACUUUUACCGACUCAAUGUAUUACUGCUGAGAGCCGUUAUGCAGAAUAGUCAUCUGGUGGGUCAGAAAAUCGCAACAGCAACCAUGACGGAUGCACGAAUCCAGGCGACCCUCGCAUCGGACAAUUCAAUCUCAGGUUCGUUAGGCGGGCUGCAGAUCCUCGAUCAGACGCUCAUCGGCAAGACCCAUCAACGUAUAAUCAGCGUCGGUCGCGAUCCUCUGGCCGAGCCGUAUUGUGGCAGCCAUCACAACCACCAUAACCACCAGCACCAUCAUCAUAAUUACAACCACAAUCACAACCACAACCACAAUCACAAUCACAAUCACAAUCACAAUCACAAUAACCACCAUUAUCAGAGCCAACAGUUCAGCUCGGCUGACCAGCCCGAAGCAUUUCGUUUUCUCGCGAGUCGCAGCUGUCGGCAAAAUUUGGACGUCGACGGCACGGAGACCCUGGUCGACAUUAGCAUGCGCAUCGGCAGCGUCUGGUACACGCACGCGCCCCAUCUAAUUUCCGAGCUCCGCUCCUGCGCCGAUGAAUUCAAGCAGUAUCUCAGUAAUGUUGCACGGCAAAUCGGCGCUGCGGCCACGGACAUGGCGAUCGGUCUCGUGAACGCCGAGGACUGGUCGAUGCCACAGCGCAAGCGGCUCCCGAGCUUCUCUCUGGACGGCGUCGAGGCUCCGGCCAAUCUCUUCCUCAAGCUCGACCUAGUGCUGGACAGUCCGGUUAUAGUCAUACCAAGGUCCUCCCAAAGCGCCCAGGUCUUCGUGGCUCAUCUGGGCACCAUGUCCCUCCAACAUGAGCCGCCAGCAUCCGGCUCCACCCGACAGAAGAUCAACCUCGAGGUCAAGGAUAUGAAUUUGCACUCUCUCGAUGUUACGGAGAGGAUUCACGAGAUGAAUCAAGAAAAUUUUCCUCUCAGAGCGGAGGAUAUGUAUUCUUGCAGGGAAAGUGGAAAGCCCAUACUUCACGAUACUCUGUUGAGGGUUACUUUGGAACGAGAUAUCGAGAGUCACUCUCAAAGUCCUGGUUUCCCUUUCGAGGUGGACCAGGCACGUGGUGGUGCAAUAGAAGUGCGAGGAAUAGUCGUGACACCUCUCAAAGUUUCCUUAUCCUGCUCACAAUACGAACAAUUUUUGGAUACCGUGCACAGACUCAUUUCCGUGCCUACGUCUAUGGCCGAGUCAGUCGUGCCCAAACAACAGCCAGAUUCGGCGAUCCCGACGUGCAUUAACAUUCCCAGAAUUAUUGACACGACCUCCUAUACCGAUAAGUUCGACUUACCCAUAAAAGUGCUAUUUGAGCUACCGACCCUCAGCAUCGAACUUAAGCAAGAGGGUGAACUCGAGCGACCCGUUGUCGAGCUCUCUAUGCGAGAGUUAUGCGCCAAGUUUGAAAAACUACAUCGUGGCGAAUUGACGAUUCAACUUGCUCUUCGAUCAUUGCUUAUGGAGGAUUUGCUGUGCCCCGUGGGUUCGCGCCACCGUUACAUGAUGCAAUCUUCUGCACCAGUUAGGGCGAGACUAUUGGCAGGGGUAUCGAGAUCCUGCCCCGAUCUUGUGUAUCAUCAUCUGCUGCGGGGUACCUUGGAGCUACGUGGUAGCCUACCAGAUAGACUGGAAACCGACACAUUGUACGGCGCUGUGCCCGCGCAUUGGCGCGAAGAGACGGCCUCGCUUGUGGGGACACCGAAUACCCCGCCCCCCUCACCCGGUGCCAUAAGCGCCGAAGAGAAUCUCGUGCUCAUCAGUAUAACGAUGAGCGAGCCGGAGCGGGAUGCGAAGCCGCGCGUGCGUCGCAAAACCAUCAGCGUCGAUUUCAACUGCCUCGAUCUUAUCGUUAGCGUCGAGUCCUGGAUGGUCGUACUUGAUUUUCUCAGCAUAGGUACCCUCGGGUCGGGAAUUACCGUCUCCGCGGACAUGCUACCCAACCCCGCCCGCGAUCAGACCGACUUCUCCGUGACCGCGGAGCAGCUGCCCAUCCACUCCGAGAUCGAUAUAGAGAUCAAUUCCCUAACGCUCGUAUUGACGCAGCCCGAGCGCGAGAUCGCCCGCGCCAAUAUCUCCAACGCCAUGAUGCACGUGGUUAAAGCCGACGGUACGAGCAAAGUAUCCGGCUCCCUCGGCUCCAUGUCCCUCUUGGACCUUACGGCCCACGGCCGCUUUUAUCGCGAGAGAUUCCUCUCGUCCGGCAGGAAGGCUCUAAACUUUCAGUACUCGAGGUACAUGGACUCGGAGAAGCUUACCCACGAUGCCCAGCUGAGCUUGCAAAUGUCGGCAGUGCACUACGUGCACACUCAGCGAUUCGUCGCCGAGCUACAGGCCUUCUUUACUCACUUCUCGCGGCUACAUGCCGUAAUGGCAAAUUUGAGAGCCGGUGGCGCUUUCGUCGAUCCUAGCGACAAGCGCAGCGUCAGAUUGCUCUUGGAGUUACACGCGGGUGCACCGGUCAUACUCUUACCGGUAAGUUCUCGGUCCGCGGAGAUGAUAUUGCUGGAUCUUGGUGAGCUGUCCGCGCGCAAUAACUUCGUGCACUCGACGGUGAUGAGCGAGUGCUUGCUCGACAUUAUGAGUCUCGAGCUGGUCAAUAUGGACGUGUACGCGGCGAAGAGGCUGAGCUCGAGCGACGCUGCCCAGCCGGACGAGGAUGAGAGUUGCCUAUCGGUCGGUGGCUUCGUGGUUAAGAAAACGGGACCCUCGCUACUCACGGAGAAGUGCCAGCUUAGGCUCCGAGUGGAGAGGAAUUUGGAUACGUAUCUCAGCCGAGAUAUUCCGGAUGUAAGCGUGCACGGGACCUUGUCAACGAUGGACUGCGCCCUCGACCCCUCGCAAUACAUGCUCAUUCGUGGCUUGCUGUCCUAUAAUAUUGGCGAGAAUCUGGACGACUUGCGCGCCAUCAUGCGCGACACCGCCAAGUACUCGAUGCCCAAGGAUGACGUCGACGGCAAGGUUUGGACAUCGUCCUACGUAAACCUCGAACUGGUGAACGUGACCCUCAAGUUGCAUCCGCGUCACGGUCUGCCGGCACUCGCCUGCGUCAACUUCAUCAAGUCCCGGCUGAUACUCGACGCGCUGAGCGAUGGCUCACAGGACAUUGACCUCGUGUCGAGGGAGAUUCUCGUUAUGGAUACGAGAUUCCAGGACGAGCCGGUCAAUCGUCGCUCUAACGUAUUUACCAAUAUACUCCAGCCGUUGAGGGAGAGCUGCGCAUCCGAGGAUCGCGUUCAAGCUGAAGUGCAUCACCGGAAGCGCAAGAAUUCAGCAGCUACGACCAUACUGUUGCACAGCAUGCGACUUACGGCGAUUCUCGAUUGGUGGGAGGCGAUCAGAGACUUUCUCGUGCUCAACGCGCCGGAGCCGGAGCCCGUGCAGCCAUGGGCCGUCCCCAUGCCUACUUCCCUCGAUAACGACAGCGCGACUGACCUUACAUUGCCCUUCGAGCUCAAACUUAACAUCACGGACUCGGAGCUCGUGCUCGUCGAGAACACGUCAAUAUGGGACUCCAAUGCAGUAAUAUUGAAGUGCACGGCCGUGCUGAACUACAAGUCUACGCCGCAGAAUGGCGAGAAGCCUAUGAGCUGUAACCUAUCGCAUUGCGAGCUUUUUUCCUGCAUCUUGGGCUUGGAGGACGAGACGGCCUUGUCGAUCAUCGAUCCGGUUGGAGCGAGUCUAGAGCUGACGUCCGAGAAAUGCCUCGAAAUUCAUUUGCAGCCACUGAGCGUGCGGCUAAGCUAUCACGACGUCAACAUGUUCUUGCGCAUCCUGAGGUCAUUGCCGAAACAAACCUUGCUGGCAAAGCAGAAGCUCCUGGACGACGGUUCGCCCGCGAACGCCAAGAGCCACGUGGUUAAACUACUGGCUCUGGGUUUUGCCGAAGUCGAUUGCGAGACCGCUUUGCAAAAGUGCAAUGGCCACUUGAAUGACGCCGCCCUUUGGCUCACCCAGAACGCCGUGCCCAACGCCGAGUUGGAGCCCAGCAGCGAUGAAUUCCCGUUAAAGACCAUAGUGUUGGAGACAUCCUGCCUGAAGAUCUGCAUAAUCGACGACUGCAGGGACGCGGACGUGCCUCUGUUGGAAAUAACACUGAUCGACCUAUCGCUGAAUCAGGAGUACUGUGGCCCUGGCGACGUAUCAGCCACCUUCGGGGUCGACUACUACAAUCGGGUGUUGAGCGGCUGGGAGCCGGUCGUCGAGCAGUGGCACGCCUCCAUGCACUGGGAGCAGACCCUCUCCAGCUCACUCAAUUCUAAGCGCUUGAGUAUCCAGGUGAAUUCGCCGGACUCGGUCAACGUCAACGUCACCUCGACCUUCGUCGAGCUCAUCACCCUCGUCAAGGAGAACUGGACGCAGGAUUAUUAUUUGCUCAGUAAUUUUAGUAAAGGUAAUAACAAGAAUUACAGACGGCGUUCACCUUUCGUACCUUUUGCCCUAAAAAAUGAAACGGGCUCGAAGAUCUGGUUUAAGACGCUAAUUGCCACUGCCGAGGAUGAUAAGAUCGUAGAUAGAGAAAUUCUCAAGAAUAAUGCACUGAAGAAGGAUGAGACGUGGCUGGAAGUUGGAAUAAGCGAGACAAUACCGUUCACUUUUGAGAAUAGGGGGAAGCUGCGACAUCAUUCGACUCAUAUAGCGAGAAGACAUCAAGUGGCGGUGAUCGUUGAGGGAUGGAAGGUCGUGGAUCCAGUUACCGUAGACAGAGUUGGCAUUUAUUUUCGGCAUGCACUUGCGAACUUGAAGGGCUCCGAGUUAAUAUCGACAAAAGCCAGGAUUGUCUUCAAUGUAGAAUUAGAAGGAUCAGCGCGGAAAUUGGUUACUGUGAGAUCCGCCUUACAAGUUGUAAAUAAGUUGAGCUAUAACGUUGAUUUGAAAUUGGAGAAAUCACUGAAUCAUCAUGGUUAUUCUUCUACGUAUCAAUCUACGCUCGGUGGCAGGACUUUGCAAGUACCAGCUCAAUCAAGAAUCUCAAUUCCAUUAACACACACAGACGUAAAGAUGUACCUGAGGCCCGUGCAUCCAAAUGGCUCAUAUCAAUAUUGCGUUGAACCUAUCGCUUGGACCGUGGUGAAAAAGCUAUCGGAAGUCGUAGAAGUUCAAACUACCUGCAGAACUAAUCAACAAAAUAUCUUCAGAAUGUGCUUGGCGAUACAACGGGAUAAUUAUCCACAAGAUAUUGCGCAAACGUUACCCGGUCAUACAAUAUCGAUUCUUGCUCCAAUCACAAUCACGAAUUUACUACCGCAUGAAUUGAUGUAUUCCGCGGACGGGGAAAGCGGGCAAAUUUUACCUGGCGAAUCGUCCGAUCUCCUUACCCAAAAUAUUAACGAUCAGCUAGAAAUUACUGUUCAACUAGACGGAUAUCCAGGUGCUGGAACGCUGAUAGUUCCACAAAAUAGUGGCUCAUUCACCGGCCGACUCCGACUCUCCGACUCAUCCGGGCGCAUUCUAUUCAUACACGCAACAAUAAUAGUCGAGAAAGGCUUUGCGCUGCGUAUAAAUAUAACAGCUCCUUACUGGAUUGUCAACAAGACGGGCUUACCCUUGGUUUUCAAGCAGGAAGGUGCGAGCACCGAAUUCGCUGGUCAAUUCGAAGAACAUGAAAAGGCUCGAAUGAUCGCACCAUUACUUUUCUCGUUUAACGACGAGGAAAUAACUGGCGCACUUUCAGUACGCAUUGGUACAGGUUUGCACGUCUCUGGAAUACCUCAGUGGUGUCAACAUUUCCAUUUGCAGCCUGGAAUACAGGUACAACGGUUGAGGGUAACGUUUCGCGACGGUAGACCAGAUACCGUUUUUGCAAUUGGCAUUGCUAUGAGAACGGCUAGAGGAAGAUACCGCGCGACAACCGUUGUAACAUUAUCAACAAGAUAUCAACUACAUAAUAAAUCAUCGUGCACGUUGGAACUUGCCCAGAAAUGCUACACGACCACAUCUCAUGCCGAUGCUCAAGCCACGUACAUAACAGCAACACCAAACUGCCAUAUGCCUUACCAUUGGCCGCGCCUAGAUAAAGAUCAAAUACUUUGCGUUCGAAUAGUCAAUGUUCCUAAUUGCAUGUGGUCUGGUGGAAUAAAAUUACACGGAAAUCAUUCACUGACAAUCAAUGUUCGAGACUCGUCUGGUCAAAUGUAUUUUUUACGAAUUGACGUUGUUUUGCAAGAGGGUACAUAUUUUAUAGUGUUUACAGAUGCUGAUACUAUGCCACCGCCCAUAAGGGUUGAUAAUUUUUCAGAAGUUAAUCUGACGAUUAAUCAGACAACAGUCUCGGAUAGCUUACAGUGGUCAGUGCGGCCCCAUUGUUCAGUUCCUUACGCGCUCGAUGAACCAAUUUUAGCAGCGAGUCUCUUAGUAACGGCACCGGGAGGUGUAACUGCUUCCUACGAUUUAAAUAUUCUCGGCGAGUGUAGAGGACUGACCUAUGAAAAUUUUAUCUACAUUGCAUUUACAAGGACGUUCAAAACAGACGGGGAUCUGGGAACUGGUGAAAACAGUAUGGAUCCAUUAGAUGUUGAAACUCAGCGAUUGGUUUUGGAAGCUGGACCUGGUGGUUGGGUCGCACUUCGUAGAAAACAGUAUGGAGCGAGGUCACAACUUUGGAGAAUGACUGGAGAAGGUCAACUGCAACACGAAGGGUCCAGCCCCCCAAGAGACAAAUACAGUCGAACUCCGGAUACAGUUUUAGUUUUGGAUAUUGCCGGCACCGCCCCGCAACCAUUUACUUAUUGCCCUUUGGCAUUGAGAAGACCCGAUCCGAGGCGCAGAUCGACCCAGACUUGGCGUUUCACAGACGAUGGUCGCCUAUGUUGUGUACAUGCAAAUAUGUGCGUGCAGUCGAAAGAUGGUUUUAUGGGACUACAAGAAGGGAGUGAAGCAGUCCUGGGACCUCAAAUACAUUGCAAUCCACCGCCAAUUGAGCAAAAAGUAGGUAGGCAACGUCUUCGGCCAGGUUCCGGAUACCUUUCAGUACGAGUAACCACUGAUGGACCAACUAGAGUUUUACAAAUUUUAGAUAUCAAGGAGAGGAAGAAAACAUUCGUACUGCUCGAGGAGCGAGAUUGGUCGAACAUUUCUAUGGCCCAGCAUCCGACUCAAAUCUAUCCAGAUGUACAAAAUGUCGAUGCACGCGAGCUUCACCUCAGCGUAGCUCUGCCCGCAGGUUUGGGUCUCUCGAUAGUCUCCUGCCGACCGGCCGAGGAGCUUAUAUUUUCGCGCUUCGCCGGGAUCACCCUGGACUUCAUUAAUACCCCGUCAAACAAGAGGCUCGACCUUAACAUACAUGACGUGCAAAUUGAUAAUCAACUUUUCGAAGCCCAAUGCACGUCCGUACUCUACAUAUCUAGGAAUUUGCGAUUGGAGGGUGAUACGAGACCAACGAUACACGUGUCCGCCGAGAAAUUGCCAUCGAAGAACCAAAACGCGGAGAUUUUUAAGCACCUGAUAGUGAGCGUGAAUCCGGUAUGCGUCCACUUGGAGGAGCGACUAAUAUUAAAGCUCGCAGCUUUUAUCGGAGCCGGAUUCCUCGAGCAGGAGGCCCCUGUAGACGAGAACGACUUCAACGCUCAGCGUUUUAUCUCGAAUGUGUCAGCAGCGCAUGCAAAACGAUAUUAUUUUGGCGUGCUGAAGCUCAUGCCGAGUCAGGUUGAGCUGAGUGUGCUGACGACAACGAAGCUCCCACCACAUCUCCAGGCGAUAAAGCGAAAGCUCGGACUGACCCUUAUCAAAUUCGAGGACGCGACCAUCGAGCUAGAGCCUUUUAUUAGGAUGCAUCCCUUCGAGAGCAGUCAGUUUUUGAUGCACUCCAUUAUGAAGCAUUACAAGGAUGAAUUGAAAUGGCAAGCAGCUGUGAUUUUGGGCUCAGUCGACUUUUUGGGCAGUCCUCUAGGCUUCAUGAACGACGUGACCGAAGGAGUGUCGAGUUUCUUUAACGAAGGCAACGUCAAAACUCUUGUGAAAAAUGUUACGUAUGGUUUUUCUAGUUCCGCGGCUAAAUUCACCGAAUCUUUAUCCGACGGAGUCGGCAGAGUCAUCAUGGACGAAAGGCACGAGGAGACGAGGCAAAAAAUUCGAUCCAAUACAGCAGGGAGCAAGGAUCAUUUAGUUGCUGGAUUUAAGGGAUUGGGAUUCGGUAUACUCGGUGGCAUGACCAGUAUUUUCAAGCAGACUUACGAUGGUGCUGCGAACGAGGGAUUUCCGGGAUUCUUUGCUGGCCUCGGUAAAGGUGUUGUUGGUACAAUCACUAAGCCCGCUGUUGGAAUUUUAGAUUUUGCUACAGAAAGUGCUACUGCUUUAAGGGAAAGUAGCAGAAGUGCCCACAGACAAAUACCAAAGCGCGACAGACAUCCACGAGUAGCUAGUGGACCCGCGGGUCUUUUACCCCCUUACAAUACUCAGCAAACUGAAGGCCAGGAGCUACUCUAUAGCAUCAACAAUCGAGAUUACUCUGAAUUAUUUGUCGCGUACGAAUGCCUACGUAGUGGGAUCGACAACCUCAAGGUUAUAGUGUCGAAUGAGCGUGUUAUUGUUAUAUCUGGGGGUAGUAAAGGCAUUGUUACCGAGGUUAGUCUCGCUGAUUUAUUACAUUGCCAUCCGACUUAUCGUCUGGAAAGUAAUGGCACAACGUUGCACUACAUCGAAUUAACUUCGAGAGCAGAUUCGACUAGCACAGUAACAUUCGACGGACCCGAAUUUUUAAGGCGACCGAGAGUCCGCUGCGACAGUCAAGAUAUCGCCAAAUGGGUAGAUUAUUGA
Ceratosolen solmsi marchali is the source of this 12714-nucleotide messenger RNA. It is a transcript of the gene Vps13D, whose product is annotated as vacuolar protein sorting 13D. The transcript has 32 exons. The record is from RefSeq and is a predicted model, not a curated record. Lineage: Eukaryota; Metazoa; Arthropoda; Insecta; Hymenoptera; Agaonidae. Bases 568 to 12714 code for a protein of 4048 amino acids. Gene Ontology annotation, molecular function: protein binding. Gene Ontology annotation, biological process: protein retention in Golgi apparatus; mitochondrion organization; protein targeting to vacuole.